GCCAGUACCAUCCAAACUGUCGGGUCGAGUGGAUCCCUCCGAAAUCUGGAGGCACAGUUGGGUUCUGUAGAUCAGCCGCCCAGUCUUCUGAGAGAAAGUGUUUGCAGCGAAAAUGGAUGCCAACGGUAUACGUAAAUGGAGGUCGGCUGGACUAGUCUUGUGCGGCACACACGGCCAACAACUCGGCGGUCAACUGACUGUGCUACUGCUUUUUGUUCGAUAUGACUUUUUUGGGUAGGCUGAAUCUUCUUGCCCGACGUAACCUCGGCGAUACCUGGCUCUGUGGGUUAGACCCGGGAAAGUCAGGUUCUUAUAUAUAUGCACGGGGACGAGGUGUCCUUUGUCCCGUCCCGGGGACAGAUCCCAACCAGCAGCAUCUUUACCGCCUCCCGUCUCUCUGGGUUUGGGCUCGUACUUGACCGUGCCCUUGGGCCCAUACCGCCCAUACGGUGCCACCUCCUUGCUGUCGGCGAUGGCCAUUGAAGAAAAGUUGGUAGUGGCGGGGGGCAACCUCGGGAUCUUCCAUCUCUUCCCAUAUCUUCCCGCCGAAAUCCGGCUCGAGAUAUGGAACCACAACCUCCCGGGGCCCCGUAUAGUUGAGAUCAAGUGCACCCGCAGCGCCACGAUCUUCGAGCCGCAAUAUGGGGGCAAACCUACUCCUAUUUGCACGUCCGCAUCGCCAAUUCCGAUUAACUUGCAUACGUGCAGAGAGUCUCGGCUUGAGGGGUUGAAACGAUACCGGUUGCUGUUCGAUAUCGGUCCCCAGGCUGGCCGCUUCUUCUUCGAUCCCCUCAGGGACACGCUCUAUUUCGGCGCGAGAGACGGAGCCGAGGCUUCGGAGACGCAGCUUGACACGUUGAUAUCGCUGAGCUCGCCAGAGGAAUUAGCUCUCGUGCGCCACGUCGCCAUCAACGAGGCGCUCAUGCCAAGUGAUGGUGGCCGUAAUGGCGCCGCGGGUGGCGCUGGCGCGCGAUCCGCUGAGCGCAUCUUGCGCCAGGUGAACCAACAUUUCGUCGGCCUAGAGCAACUCACUUUUGUCUGCGACGACAGGAACCCUGUUUACAGCGCAGACGCCGCCUUCGUCGAGCCAGGCCGACGAAACCGACUUCUGGAGCGGCGCAUCCAGACGGCGAUCACCGCUGUCGAAAGGCGGCAGCAUCACUUUAAGUCGCCUCGAUGGCGCGUCCAAACCAUUGCUGCCGAGCCCGAUCUUCCUGUCUACGACCAGGAAAUUUUGGGUUAUCAAGGCCGCCGCUCGUCCUUCUUCAAGCGGGCUCGACUACCGCAGUAUAGCAAGCUCUUGGCCAACUGAAACCGUGCGGCGCGCAGAGGACCAUUCGAAUAGAUGGAAUGCUAACCAGUACCCCUACUAGGUAGGUAUAGGUUGUUAUUGGAUAGUAUUAGGCCGGAGAGGGGGUGUCGGGUCACUGGCGCGGAAUAUCUCCUGUCUUCUAAGGGGUCCUGCGCAAUUGAAUUAAGGAGCAUAAUGAAACCACUAUAGGCGCUUAGGUAAUCGAACUACAUACACGUGUACCCAGAAUGU
Messenger RNA from Durotheca rogersii, 1543 nucleotides. RefSeq lists its product as uncharacterized. Bases 473 to 1312 code for a protein of 279 amino acids. Lineage: Eukaryota; Fungi; Ascomycota; Sordariomycetes; Xylariales; Xylariaceae. The transcript is spliced from 2 exons. The record is from RefSeq and is a predicted model, not a curated record.